Pyricularia grisea is the source of this 5826-nucleotide messenger RNA. RefSeq lists its product as uncharacterized. The record is from RefSeq and is a predicted model, not a curated record. The coding region runs from base 1321 to 4014 and encodes 897 amino acids. NCBI's taxonomy places the organism in Eukaryota, Fungi, Ascomycota, Sordariomycetes, Magnaporthales, Pyriculariaceae. Gene Ontology annotation, biological process: regulation of DNA-templated transcription; DNA-templated transcription. Gene Ontology annotation, molecular function: zinc ion binding; DNA-binding transcription factor activity, RNA polymerase II-specific; DNA binding. The transcript is spliced from 11 exons.
CUUUGACAACGCUAUCCACACGCCGCAUCAACGCUCCACUCCACUGUACACCUCUACCAGGUAUGGAGGUAUUUGGCCACCACCGUCCACCAUACACACACGCCUGUCUGCGCUCUCCUCACCUCACCGGGAAAAGCGUACUCCCUCCUCCCUCCUGAAAUGCUGGACUCACCUGCAGGGGCAUACCGGUAGUACAGUACGAUACAACUCGAGGGGGGGGAAAACAAACUACCUAACUGGUUGGCACCUGGGAGCGUAAAACGACACCACCCUCGUCCAUUUGAUCUGAUCUUCCUGCCUGCUGCCACCAAAAACCAAACAACAAAUCCAGUCGACCAGGGCUCGGCUGCUCCUCCACCUCCACUUGAUGCUGACGCUACUACACUACUCCGUACUAUUACCACCACCACCCACCACUCUAUAGUACUAGUACCGGACCUGGCCUCUUCCCCUCCGGGCCCAUGAGUGGAACUUGGAAACUUUAUAUUCUCUUUUCUGCUUGUGUGUUUGACUUAUGAUAUACAGGACACUUGCAACCACCCACAACCGGCCCUUCCCGUCCACCGCACCUUUCACUCCGGAUCCGCCAGAAACCCCUCUCGGCGAGAGCGAAAGCCAGACGAACAGACAGAUUGACUGACUGACAGUUAGGCUUUCUCGCCUAAUAAAAAAAAAUAGGUGAAAAAAGCAACCUCUCCUAAUUAAUAAAGAGAGGGACCACUUUGCAGCAUCUAUCUAUCUACCCGCCUACCUGCCUGCCUUAUCCACCGACCGAGCUGUCUUACCGACCACCCAUCGACUUUCUCCCACCCGACGACAAUCCGUCCAAUCCCACCUACAGUACCUGCCUACUUCCAACCCACUCACUCACCUUACCUGCCCGCCCCCUUGGGCGCGAACCGAACCCUUUUGGACGAUCGAUUGGAUGACCACCUAUCUGCUUGAUUAGCUUGCCGCCCUACCUUUUAGUCUCCUUCCAGAACUUUUUUCGAAUGCGGGCACAUUCGAGGGGUUGUAUGCUGCACGCGAUCUUCUUUGCAUCAUCACUCUUGGAUUUUGGAUUGGGCAUUACCAAAACCGCCCCGCGCCGCCAACCACACCAAAUCAAUCGCUCCUACCGCGAUUGACUGUCGCUCGUUCAACGCGGCCCGAGCCUUGCUGCCAACGCUCCCCGAUCAGUAGUGAUUAACGCCGCUCCGAGACAUACCGCACAUCCCUACUCUUGCGCCCCUCCGAGUCCCAUCACGCGCCGGCGCAUGCCAGUCGCGCCCAUCAGUUGUUCGUCCCUUGUCUUUAGACUUGCAGUCUACUUUCGCUUCAAUGAGUAGCUUCACUUUUGCGCCGCCGCAGGCGUUCCAGCCGCAACAAAAAAAUUAUGUCUUUGUCGAUGAGCACAAUCGCCACAAGCGACUCAAGGUGAUGAGAGCAUGUGAGGGCUGCCGACGCCGGAAAAUCAAGUGCGAUGCAGCAACCAGUGCACAGUUUCCCUGCUCAGCAUGCCGUAGGCUAAAGCUGCAUUGCGUCCGCCCAAAUGGCUUCGAUGGAACCUCAGCCGAUGGCCAGUCCUACGAGACUAUGGCUGGAGACUAUGAGGAUAGCCCACCACAGCAGUCACGGACUGCCCAGCAAAAUAUACAGCACAUACUCACAACGCCUGGUUCCCUGAAGCCACCAGCAGCAACAUCAUAUGUACCGCAGACGGCGUACUCUGAUGCAUCCCCGGGAUCCAUAUAUGACCCUUCUCGAUAUCAGGAUAGCCAGUCGCCUCAUGGGGCCCUAUCUUACAGCACAUUGAACACUCCGGUUGCUGCCAUGGAAUCUGCAUUUGGGUCUCAUGAUAUGUUUCCUAACCCACCGGCGCAUAGGCCUACAAUUCCCCAUUCUCCUCCUGAAUCUUAUAGCAGUGGAGAUCACGGCUCUGAUCUUGCAGAUUUGCUUGGACCUCUUAAGCUCAACGAGUUCGGAACAGCCCCGUAUCUUAACAACAAGAUGCGGCCGAAACAGCAAGAAGAGGACCCCGUGGUAGGCGAGGAAGACGACUAUAAGAGCUCACUGCCUCCUCUUCCCUCUGGACCAGGUCUCAAGAUUCGCAUCCCGCCUGAGCUGAUGCCGGAUGAUGACACGGCUCUCCAUUACUUUGAUCUUUACUUUACCCAAGUUCAUCCUUAUGUGCCUGUCCUUGACAAGGCCAUGUUCUUGGACCAAUGGCAUAACAACCGCGAGUCCCUCUCGCCGUUGAUUUUGGAGGCUGUCUUCACCGUCGCUGGUCGUCUAGCCGACGAGCCUGGCGAGGGCCAGCAGUGGCUGGCACUAGCCACACGGCAUCUCGACUCGUUUAUGGACGUUCCACGACUGAGCACACUGCAGGCGCUUCUCAUUGUCAUAAAGGCAAGGGAGGCCUCGCCGAAACGUGGUUACUACUUUCGGUCAUGGAUGUCCAUCGUCCAGUGCGUACAGAUGGGCAAGGAUUUGUCUUUGGACGAUCACUAUCAAGAUCACCUGGCAGGGAAGUCAUGCGGCUCGGGUCCCGCUGAAUGUCUGAUGAAGACACGUAUAUGGCAGACCAUCUUCAUUAUGGAACUGAUGAUAGGUUCGCCUCAAGGCCGAUACGACUUGGCUGUACAGGAAGAUACAGUGGACCUACGCAUCCCACGUCUCACUCCUGGUGUGGAUGAUAGCGAGUAUCAUGUUUCGCGAAAUAUCACCUACCUGUCGCGCAUAGUAUGCAACGUGGCACGUGCGAACCGCUCGUAUGGUCGUGUUCGCAGAAAGGUCAACCGAGAUUGGGCUCUUGAGCCAGAGGUCGCACAACUUACGUCCCUUUCGCACGCGUGGUUGAACGAAUUGCCCUCAGAUUUGGCUGUCAACUUCCCACCAGACGGAUCGCCUCCUUGGCUCAACUCGGCCUUCAUCGGCAACAUGCACUCGUACUACUACCUCAGCAUUAUCAUGCUUCACCGUCCGCAACUCCAGUUGCUUGAUCCCAACGGUGCUGAUGGCCAGUGGAAACAUCACAUGGUUGUCUGCUAUUCAUCAGCGAAGCUGUUGUGCAGAUUGGAGGAGGCCAUCAUAAGAUCCUAUGGGAUUUCUGGGUUACAGUCUAUGCAGCGUGGAAUUAACUAUACCAUAUAUUGCGUCUUGACAUGUAUCAUUCUUCAUCUGGUUGCCAUCACGUCGCCCGACCCGGACCUGAACACGGAUGCCCGCGAGUACUUCACUCGUCAUAUGCGCAUCUUGGAGCGUUGCAUGGCAGCCUGGCCCAUGCCUGAAAUGCAGAAGCAGAUAGAUGCCGUGCGUGAGGCCUUCUCGGCCGACAUGCGCAAACCGUUUGUUCUGAAGCCGAGCUUCCCGUAUGGCAGCCCAGCGACUACGCACUCGACACCGCCACGUUCGGUGGCAUCAAGAGCUGGACCCAUGGAUCAGUUGUCGCAGCAGUCUUUGCGACUUCCUGGGCAGUCAUCGCAAGUCAGUUAUGCCAGCCUUCCAAUGUCCCCUCCCACAUCAGCCGGGCCUGGAGACGGCACAGGGAACUCUUCACCAACCGCUCAGGCCCUGAGCUAUAUGUCGGGCACCCCUGGCUCACAGGCAACUUCCGCUGCUCUGCAGCAACAGCAGACAAUGUCGAUGGCGGACCCAUCGGUAACUGCUUGGAAUCCCACCAGGUUAUUUGAUCAAUGGAACUCGACCUUUGGUACGCCCCAACCCCAGCCCAUACCUACAUCCAUGAGCGCACGAACUCCGUCUCUGAACAAUGUCCUUGUCUCCCCCAUCUCAACAGGCGCCAGCGAGGUCCCAACACUGCAAGAUAUUCAAGCUGCACAAGCGACCAUGACUGCAGCCAAUUUACACCAGCAUGCAGCAGCCGCGCAGACCUAUGCCGCCCAGGCACCAGUUCCCAAUUUCGUCACGCCAGCCAUGUGGCAGGAGUCAGUGGCGAGCGUGUACGAAGGCGGGAUGAAACGUGGCUGGGAUUACGACGCUACCGGAAUGGACAUGAAACCUCAUCGGACAUGAUUUGGGAGUAUCCAUGGAGUACCCCCAAACCCUCGGCGCUUAACUUAGAUUCAUUAUAAGGGCCCGGACCGAACAAGUAUGGCUAUCCAGGGAACUGACGGCCGCCACCCGAUGGUGUUGCCACAUCCAUGACCGGCAACAGGGCCUCUUCGACAUGGCUUUCAUCAGCCAUUCACUGAUCGGCUUCUUGACCGACAAUGGAUAACCGCGGAAUCUGGGACCGGUCAUGCCCGGCUAUGGGGAUUGCGUUAUCGGGCUGAAUAGUUUUCCGUGACAGCAUUCUUGCCAUGGAGGGACCAUUGGUCUAUAUCGACUGCCGAAUAUUCCGAGGUCGACUGGAUGGAAGGAUUGGAAAGCCUACUUCCGAUGUACGAAUUAUUGAACGGAUGAUUACAGUGACGAAAAUGAGGGGAUGCAAUGUGUCUUGCUCUCAGCCACAAGGCGAGACUUCACAUGCCCCAGUUGCUCAUUCCGUUAUGAAGCUUGAUGACUCUCAUGGAACGAGACAUGACUUUAUAUCUGUAUAAUUUAUCGUUGUGGGCUUAUGAGACAUGUGGGAAGCGACGAUAUCUUGGGUCGAAGAAAAUAAUUUGUAAGAUAACAUACAUGGUGGUGAUGGAUGAUCCAGGUACAUUUUUUGGAUAUGAUUGGUCUUUGGCAUUUUCCUUUGUUAUCUUCUUGCCCUGGGGGGCCCGGAGCCCUCGUGUGGUGCGUAUAUAUUUACUCCUGACGUACACGGACGGCCGGUGGAUUUUUUAUAUAUAUAUAUAUAUUUUACUUCCUCCAUGCUCCAGUAACGUACACGAAUUUUGUUAAGUUCUGUUAGCGACUCCGGCGCUCUGCAGCGGCAACGACGGCGUCCCAAACCCAGGCCUCCUUGGCGUCGUUUGAGGUCUCGCGGAUGUUCAACUUUUUGAUAGGCCUCCGCAGCAGGCGUUCCCAUAUGGUGACGUUGCCCUCGGCGGACGCGAGCCUCUUGUUGGCAGGGGCGGCAGCAGCGUCUUCCACGACGGUCCAGUUGACGAGACCGAAGCGUUCGUUGGUGGGGGACAGGCGGGCCAGCGGUAAGGCGACGACCCUAGGCUUGCCGUGGAAGUUGAGCACGCCUACCUCGACGACGGCGUUGGCGGGAGGGGCCUCGGCGUAGCGCCUAAGCAGCUCAGGGGAGGCGCGGGCGAAGCGCGGCAGCCGCAGCCGCACAAAUGCCACCUGCGGGUUGGUGGAGAAUAGGGUGAAUGCCAGGGGAAUCAUGGCGCAUGUGAUGACUGCUGCUGGCUUCCACAAGGGCUCGCCGCUUCGGUACAGUGCCGGGGCGAUGAUGACUACUACAAAGACGGCGCCUAUGAGCAUGGCGAACUUAAGCAUGCCCAGGAAGGUGGUCCGAGCCGCACCGCCGUGGUAGAUGACUAGGCUCUCUGGAUAGAGGAAGCGGGCAGCCUGCUUUGGUGCAUCUUGAAGCCGUGGAAUGGAUUUGCUGAAGCUCCGGGGUAGUGCUACUACUGGUGAUGACUUUACGGCGGUUGGGCGUAUUGACCGAAGUAUACUUGUGCGGCAUGUCAGGCGUGGUGUUUGAUAUAUCAAGCUUGAUGAGUAGAACCGUGCUGUUGUUGGAGGUCGCGAGGCUGGCCCUGCACGGCAUGAGGAUCUCGUGGCCAGCAGGAGAACAUCUACUGCCUUUAACGGCAGCAAACGUGGCUGCAACAUCUCAAUUAAGUAAGGUAGCUUCGAUGUCUGUGUUGGUUGACUGAAAAGAGUGGUGUUUGAUAUGUUACUUUGGGUCGUUUGCAUGCAUAUUAUGUUGUUUACUUGAUU